Durio zibethinus is the source of this 1123-nucleotide messenger RNA. NCBI's taxonomy places the organism in Eukaryota, Viridiplantae, Streptophyta, Magnoliopsida, Malvales, Malvaceae. The record is from RefSeq and is a predicted model, not a curated record.
AACCCAUAAUAAUGCGGCUAGUGAUCUAUGAAUCAAUGAUGGCUGCAUAACAUAUUAAAGCCCCAAAAGCCUAAUACAAAAAUUUAUACAUUCAGUGGCGCUAAUUUUAAAAUUUUAUAAAUCACCCGCCAAAACUACUAGAUCCAAGGAAACUUGUUUCUCCUCCAUGCCCAGUACAAAAUCUCGCGUUUCCUCUUCUUCCAAACACCCAAAAUAGGUGCUUACGCUUCAUUUUCUCUAAAACCUAUUUUUACUGUUUUCUCAACUUUUUCAGGCUUCUCUUUUUACACUGUUCUCAAAGCAUUAUCGCAAAUUUGUUUUUAUCUAUACUUUUUAAAUUAUCCAAAGCGUUCGAUGAAAUGUCUCGAUAAAUAUUGAAUUUUGAAGGUAAAAUAGAGUUGAAGGGGCAGUGAAAGUUUUAUCCUUAAGAAGAUGCACGGGAGAAAGGCGUACGAACUGGUGAAAGAGCUUGCCAGUGGUGAAAAAGGGCAUCCCAAGAUUUUCAACACUGAGCUGUUUGAACGAGUAAUUGAAGAAUGCAAUGAACAUCAUAAUGCACUUCAGUCAUUGAUAAGGAUAAUGCAAGAUGAGGGACUGGAAGUCCAAACAGCAAGAAAUGCAGACCGCUAUGGAGCACUCAUCCACCACCUUUCUUUAAUUCGCAACAAGCGUUGCCUAAUGGCAUAUGUGUAUAACCGAGCAGAAAUUAUAAGAGAUUUGGCAUGGAAGGUAGGGUUGCUUCAUGAACUCCCAAGUGGAAUUCAGGAGAAGUUUAGUGACUCAGAGGAACAGUAUUUCAUAGAUCAUUCAAAAUCUUUGAAAUUAUACAUGUCACAACUGAGCCUUGACGUGAAUGUGGAUAUAGUACCUCCAAAAGAUCCCUACAUCAAGGUAAGAGUUCUUGAAGAUUUGGGUAGUGGAAUAAUUCUUAGUGAUAAAUCAGCCAAUUUUGCUCUCCACUCGAUGCAUUUUCUCAAACGAACUGACGCUGAGCAAUACAUUGCACGGGGCUUAAUGGAGGAGCUGACAAGCUGAACCUGAGAGAGGUCUUUCUGUGAUGCCUUCUCCCUCUUCUCUAGGAUAAAGAUGUUUCAUACUAACAUGUAUUCAGCAGCCAUUGCAG